AUGAAGUCUACUGCAAAAGAAAUUUGGGAUGCUUUAGUGGUUACUCAUGAAGGUACUAGUCAAGUAAAGGAGAAUAAGAUGGAUUCCCUUAUCUACCAAUAUGAAUUGUUCAAGAUGAAGUCAGAUGAAACCAUAAGUGAAAUGUAUGAUAGAUUUGUGGAGAUUAUAGGAGGAAUUAAAUCUCUUAGGAAGACAUUCACAAAUGAGGAGCUAGUAAAGAAGAUUUUAAGAAGUCUUCCUAAGGAGUGGCUACCUAAAGUAACUUCACUUAAGGAUUCCAAGGACUUGAGCAAGGUACAACUUGAUGAGCUCUUAGGAAAUCUCAUUGACUAUGAGAUGACCCUCAAAAGAGAUGAUGAAGAUGAUGAGUUUGAUGAGGAAGAAUUGGCUCUAAUGACAAGGAGAAUAAGGAAGAUGCUCUUCCAAAAUAAGAAGUUCAUCCCAAAGAGGAACUUCAAGAAGGACAAGGGAGAAAGUAGCAAGAGGGAUCCUCCCAUAUGCUUUGAAUGCAACAAACCGGGUCACAUUAAAACUAAUUGUCCCAAAUUGAAAAAGCCUUUUAAGAAGUUCAAGAAGAAGGCACUUAAAGCAACAUGGGAUGAAUCAAGUGACUCAGAAGAUGAGGAGAUUGGUGAUCAAGUUGCCCAAAUGUGCUUCAUGGCAAUGGAGGAAAGCUCCAAUGAGGUAACUUUAAAUGAUGAUGUUGUUAAAUUUUCUUAUGAUGAACUAGUUAAUUCUUUUAAAGUUAUGAAUGAUGAACUAGAAUUAAGUCAUAAGAGAAAUAAACUUUUGAAAAGUGAGCUUGCUAGUUUAAGGAAGGAGAAUGAGACCUCAUCUAAAGUUGAUAGACCUUUAGAUGGAAAGGACAAACUUGAUGAAAUUUUGGACUUUAAAAGGUCUCCUAGCAUCAAGUAUGGACCUAGCUAUAGUAAAUUUGCCCAAACACCUCCUUCCAAGACUAUCUUUGUUAAAGCAUCUAGUUCUAAUGAGCCUAGUCCCCAAGUGCCUAGUCCAAAGAUGUCUAAUCCUAAAGGACAAGAGCCAAAGAAAUCUUGUGAUAAUGAAACUAGAAAGACUUUAUUUCAUCAACAUGCUCCUAGACAAAAUGUGUGCUUGAAAUCCUUAAAGCUUGAAAGUAAGUGGUACUUGGAUAGUGGAUGUUCAAGACACAUAACCGAAAAUGCCAAUCUCUUCCUUUCACUUGAAAAGAAAGAUGGAGGUGGGCAAGUGACUUUUGGUGAUAAUGGUAAAGUCAAUUAUGUGAUAAGGCUUGUAGAGUUGUUUUUGAGUCCAAAUCUUGCUUUGUAUCUAGGAUGA
Messenger RNA from Hevea brasiliensis (rubber tree), 1317 nucleotides. RefSeq lists its product as uncharacterized. The transcript has 5 exons. Bases 1 to 1317 code for a protein of 438 amino acids. NCBI's taxonomy places the organism in Eukaryota, Viridiplantae, Streptophyta, Magnoliopsida, Malpighiales, Euphorbiaceae. Gene Ontology annotation, molecular function: zinc ion binding; nucleic acid binding. The record is from RefSeq and is a predicted model, not a curated record.